ACGGACAAAGUGGCCACAAUAGCGCAUUUUUUUUUUAUUUUUGUGGAAAUGCGCUAAAAAAUGCCGAACCUUACUCUAGAGUCUAGACUUAUACAGGUACUGUCAAGUAUCUUAAGUACUUCAAAGUAUCUUAGUUACUUUCAGGUACCUAAGAUACAUUCAUAUAAUUUAGUUACAGUAUCUAGAUACCGAUGUCAAGAUACUUUUUAUGUGAACUUGCAUCUAUUUGCAACGACUGAACCAAUAUCCCCUGUGAUUUUCACCAUACAGCUUAGGUAUAUGCUUUGGCUACCUUAUUAAACUCUCAGCCUUUGUGUCUAAGUUGUCAUGCUGUGAAAAUAAAUGCAUUAUUAUUAUUAUUAAGUAUUAUUAUUACGCAUAGUAAAUAGUUACUUUUUGUUAGAAGUAACUAUAAUGUAACUAGAUACUUUUUGCGAGUAUCUUUUACAGGUCUGAGUAUAGGUAAUGUGGCAAAGUGGAUAUCUGAUCAAUGUUUAACAACGUCUAUUACAUAAUCGCACCAAACAUAAAAGAGAUCUUUAAUAUGCUUUCUUGUAGAAAUUUAAAUAUUCAAACAAGGAAGCGCAAAGUCGCUGCUUACACUGUCGCUUUACAUCUCAAGUACGAGCUUGCUUAUUAGUGCGUACACAAUAUCCUACAUUCCUCGUAUUUUGAGGAAGUACAUUAUCCACCUAUGCUUACUUUCGAUUAUGCAGAGCAAUUUUACGUGUCAAGUGAAAUGAACCAUUAAGGAGUUAUAAAAUGGAAAUGAGAACAUUUUCGGUUAAGUACCUACCGGACUUUCGGUUUCGAUAGCACACACAAAUUUUAGUACGCUUUAAUUAAUUAUUUUCUGAAGAUUGAUUACAUAUCAAUAUUCAAUAACUCAAUUAAUGCGUUGAUUAAUAACAUUAACAUUUAUUGGUUUUUAUUUAUGUAGAGCAUUUUACCGUGAGCGUUAACCUUCUCCUUUUCACCUUUUGCUAACUUGCUAAUGUAGGUACUAGAGUUUUUGUUUUAUUUUGUUCACUCGAUUAUCCUGUUCAGAAACUUUUUCGGAUAAUUUCCGCAGGUUUUGUAUAUUUAUGAAUACAAUAACGAAAAUUAAAAUAAUGAUAAUUAAUCUGAAAAGGUAAACACCAGCCAAAGCACAAACUGAAUACAAUGAUGAAAAGAACAUUCUAGACCAAAAUUAAGAUGGAUCUACAAUAGUUACUACCAAAUGAAACGGUCUUAGAAGAGAUAAUAAUAAUAACAUGACACGUGAUGACAUACACAGAAGAAAGAUAGAGUCCUUAGUCACAUUACUGAACAUUUUGCAGUUGUAUAUACUUACGUAAAACUUAAAUGGCGGUACAAUGCGAAAUAAACGCUAGCAGGAAUGAAGAAACGGAUCAUGAAAAGAACAAAAUCCAAGUAAAAAGUAACAAAGAAGAGAUAAAGUUCCUUUCUCAAAUGUGAGGAAUCCAAAAAACGAAAUGAGGAAAAGAAGAAAAGGCUGAAAAAUAAUAAUAAUACCACCCUUAUUUAUAAUAAAAUAGGAUGUAAAAUAAAUAAACCUACAAUGUAGAGGCGAAGUUCAGGAGAGCUGCUCUUCCCCUUAACCUCUAGGAUUAUAUAAAGUGUAAAUCAGCGUACUUCGGACUAAACGCCAUCUGUUAAAAACUGGAUGGCAAGUAUAGGUAUACCACGGUAUGAGGGAAGCUUAAAAAAAUAGCUUCUUUUUUAAUUAAUAUAAUCUAGGAUUUUUCAAGCUGCUUUUGGAACCGAAACAUUGACAUUUUUUUCUUGAAGGAUGACAAGGUAGAGCUUCUGUGUUUCGGUAUUGUAUUUCUGGGGAGUCAUUUUUUUACCUUAAUGCAGAUGUCCGGGCGACCAAAGAAAAGAUCGAUAAGUACGAUGCAGAUACGUGAAAGACAAGGAUGUGAUUUGGUAUAAUUUGAACAAGAUUAUUAAGAAAGUUAUCCCUCGGGGUUGUUUUACUGUAGGUAUACAGAAUACGUAUUCCUCAUGGUGUCGUAAUUACCUUAACUAAGCUUAAGCAAACAUCAAGUGGUAAAUUUAAAUACGUUGACUAGAAUCUCGAUUACACAAGAUAAUAGUAAUCAGCGGCCCACGACGAUAACAAAUCUACUGUUUUGAAUUUCACAAGACCCGGGGCCACAAAUCACAAGAUACCAAGAACUAUAUGAUAACGCCAAAUUAAACAAACCACAUCAUUUUUUUUUUGUAUAGAGGAAGUACCUCUGAUAUAACUAUACCUGAAUACUGGUUACCUGUUUUGUAUUAAAUAUGUUGGAAAUAAAGCACAUUAUAAUAGAUACUGAUCCUGGUAUUGACGACUUACACGCAAUUUUAAUGUUUUUGGCGGCCGAGAAGAGAAACGAGGUUAAAAUUGUGGCAAUUACGGUUACAGCAGGUAAUACAGAUGUAAAUAAUGGAUGCAGAAAUGUCGUGAGUCUUUUGGAAAAAGCGUGUCGAACUGAUAUCCCCGUAUAUAAAGGAGCCUCUAAGAACUUGAUAUCCGAAGAUUGCGAUUUUCUUCAGUAUUAUGGUCGAGAUGGUCUUGGGAACACUGGGUAUGCUAACAAUGCAAACUUGGACAUACUACGGGAUGAGCCAUCCUCGUUGGCAAUCAGACGCUUAGUGAAAGAAAAUCGAGGACUGAUAACUCUUGUUUGUUUAGGACCUCUGACAAACAUAGCCCUUGCCGCCAAAACUGACGAUGACUUUUACAUGAACCUGAAGGAAAUCUUUAUCAUGGGUGGCACUAUUAGAGGGAAGGGAAAUGUAACUUUAAUGGCCGAGUUUAAUUUUUACUUUGACCCAGAAUCAGUGUACAGUUUUUUACACACUGUAACAUGCCCAACGACAAUUUUGCCGUUUGAACCAGUCUUAGAAGUUGCACUGCCUGCGACUUGGCGCUUUGAGGUUUUGCCCAAUCUUACUCCAGAGAUGAAAUUUCUUACUGCCGCCGAGAAAAGCUUUUACAAAUUUAAAAACGGAGGCGGAGGUAAAGAUGUGUGGACUUCUGCAGACGGAUGUCUGGCUUUAAUAGUGCUGCAUCCUGAGGCAGUCCUUCGCAGUUGUGAAUACCAUAUGAGCAUUGAACUGCAUGGUAAAAGAACUCGAGGACAGUGUAUAUUAGACCACACCAAAGAGCGGAAAUCAAAUGUUACUGUUGUCGAAGAAAUUUCGCAGGAGCUCUUGGUGAAUGCGUUAAUAGAAACUCACUCGCGCAGUUGAGCACAUAUAUCUUUAUUGCUAAACAUUUAAGUAUUAAGAUCACCUUGUAAAUAAUAAACCCAUUUAAUGUGAGAAACACGUUCCUCUCUAGGAUAAAUCGUCAGCUUUCCGGCGAUUGAAUACUUGCGAUC
This is a messenger RNA of Photinus pyralis (common eastern firefly), 3377 nucleotides long. RefSeq lists its product as uncharacterized. The record is from RefSeq and is a predicted model, not a curated record. Gene Ontology annotation, molecular function: hydrolase activity, hydrolyzing N-glycosyl compounds. Bases 2293 to 3246 code for a protein of 317 amino acids. Lineage: Eukaryota; Metazoa; Arthropoda; Insecta; Coleoptera; Lampyridae. The transcript has 6 exons.